Messenger RNA from Boleophthalmus pectinirostris (great blue-spotted mudskipper), 4755 nucleotides. RefSeq names its product phosphoinositide-3-kinase, regulatory subunit 1 (alpha) (gene pik3r1). Bases 1434 to 2714 code for a protein of 426 amino acids. Gene Ontology annotation, biological process: insulin receptor signaling pathway; phosphatidylinositol phosphate biosynthetic process. Lineage: Eukaryota; Metazoa; Chordata; Actinopteri; Gobiiformes; Gobiidae. Gene Ontology annotation, molecular function: 1-phosphatidylinositol-3-kinase regulator activity; protein binding. The record is from RefSeq and is a predicted model, not a curated record. The transcript has 9 exons. Gene Ontology annotation, cellular component: phosphatidylinositol 3-kinase complex.
UGUCAUAUACAUUUAAUUCAAUAUCAGUGCAAAGUAGGGUUGUUAUCAUGUUCCUGUUUCAAACAUAUUUUCUGCACUAUUACUCUGGAAAAAACCCAUACUCAAGACGAAUGUGAAACCGUAGUGAAACCUUGUUAUUGAUGUAGUUCUGUAUAGUGUGUAUUAGUAUUAGCUCAGAUAAUGAAUUGCACGAUACAGACUCAAAUAUGUUUAACUUCAUCUCUUUGCACGGCCACAAUCCACAUAUUUAUAUUACUUUUGUCUUGGUGGUAGUUUGUAUUUGGCAGAAUCUCUUUUGACAACCCUAGUGCAGUGUGUUGUACAAACUCAACAGUUAUGUGGAAGACAUGAACAGUAACAGACAAACUAAAUCUUGUUCUAUAAUGACAACUGUUGUAGACCAUUGCAGUCUUGUACGUGGCUUCAUUAUGUUUUUACAGCUCUAGUUAAAAGCACUGUUGUUGGCUGCCACAGAGGCCCAUCUCUGGCCCAGGCUGUUUAAACAUUUUAUUACCUGUUAGGGCUAUUUAUAAUGUCGUGAGCUUGAGCAAGUCUCGGCUGUCAGUAAUUUGCACCUGCAGGAGUAGUUUCACUCUGGCCUGGGUGGGAGAGCAGUGAAUAGACAGACUGAAAGGAAAAGUUGGUGGCUUACACAUUUUGACAAAACCUCAUUGAUACAAAUAAAUAUUUUUGUUUUUGUUGAUUUGGAAGUUUAUAUUGUUCUUAUCCAGUGCUUUGGUGUCAUAGUUUUCAAAUAUAAUCUGGGCCCGCACAGUGAUAAUUUUCCAGUUCUUUGUAAAGACAUGUACAUUCUGUCUGUAGAUUUCUGUGAAUGGCUGGUGUGUGCAUGUGCACUGUGGCCUACUCCUGGUGACUGCGUGCCUAUUUUAAGUAAGCGACAAAAGGCCCAGUUAGAUUUGGUUGGUUGGAAAGUUGACGUGCUCCACAGAGCUCCUCUUGUUAAACUGAGGCCUGCUCCCUGGCUCACUGCUUUACUCUGGCUCUCCAAAUGUUCUCCUUGCCUCAAAGUGCCGAGCUCAGCAAAUAUUUGAAACUUUGCAAGUUAAUCAUAAGUUGAAACACCCUUUGACUCCUCCUUUACAAACACUGAGGGAGAGAGAAGGGAAGGGGGAGUGACCAACACCCGUAUGUGGCGUGAGGCUGUGCUUCGAGCUAGUGCUAAUCAUUAACCUUGUGCCUGCACAGCAGCAGCAGGCCGCAGCAGGGCAGAGUCAGCAACAGGCAAGUGUGCUCAAGGCAGGAACCCAGUACUCGCACCUGACCUUACUUUGUACGGAUUACCUGGAUUUUAAUAGAACUGUUUUGAGAGAGGCCUUCUACACGUUUUGGCCUUUUGGUAGAAUACAUUUCUAUGCAGUCGUUUGAACCAAAUGUGGUGGACACAGUUAAACUACUUGGAAUGACAACAAAAUAUGCAUAACCUCUACCCUCUACCUCCAAAGCCACUCAAGCCUCCACCUGUGACUAACAACGGUAUGAACAAUAACAUGGCUCUUCAAGACGCCGAGUGGUACUGGGGCGACAUCUCUAGGGAAGAGGUGAAUGAGAAACUUAGGGACACCGCAGACGGUACUUUUCUGGUGCGAGAUGCCUCUACCAAAAUGCACGGAGACUACACUCUGACAUUAAGGAAAGGGGGCAACAAUAAACUCAUAAAGAUAUUUCAUCGAGAUGGAAAGUACGGCUUCUCCGAUCCACUAACGUUUAGCUCAGUUGUUGAACUCAUCAACCACUACCGCACGGAGUCCCUGGCUCAAUACAACCCAAAACUAGACGUCAAACUGUUGUACCCUGUAUCUAAACAUCAACAGGAUCAAGUAGUGAAAGAGGACAACAUUGAAGCAGUAGGUAGAAAGCUGUGCGAGUACCAUCAGCAGUACCAGGAAAAGAACAAGGAGUAUGAUUGUCUCUAUGAAGAAUACACAAGAACAUCACAAGAAAUUCAAAUGAAACGCACAGCGAUAGAAGCAUUUAAUGAAACUAUUAAGAUCUUCGAAGAGCAAUGCCAAACACAAGAGCGGUACAGCAAAGAGUAUAUUGAGAAGUUUAGAAGAGAAGGGAAUGACAAAGAGAUUCAAAGAAUCAUGGGGAACUAUGAGAAAUUGAAAUCUCGGAUAAGUGAAAUUGUGGACAGUAAGCGGCGCCUGGAGGAGGAUCUGAAGAAGCAGACUGCAGACUACAGAGAGAUUGACAAGAGAAUGAACAGCAUCAAGCCUGAUCUCAUUCAACUACGCAAGACCAGAGACCAAUAUCUAAUGUGGUUGACCCAGAAAGGAGUAAGACAGAAAAAGCUCAACGAGUGGCUGGGAAUCAAGAACGAGAACACAGAAGAUCAAUAUUCUAUGGUAGAGGACGAUGAAGACCUGCCUCAUCACGACGAGCGUUCCUGGAAGCUAGGCAACAUAAACAGACUCCAGGCUGAGGCGCUGCUGCAGGGCAAGAGAGACGGUACAUUCCUGGUUCGGGACAGCAGUAAGGCUGGAUGCUACGCCUGCAGUGUUGUCGUGGAUGGUGAGGCCAAGCACUGCGUCAUCAACAAAACACCAUCAGGUUAUGGCUUCGCAGAACCCUACAACCUAUACAGCUCUUUGAAAGAACUUGUACUUCACUACCAGCAUACAUCCUUGGUCCAGCACAAUGACUCUCUAAAUGUGACGUUAGCAUACCCAGUGUAUGCUCAGCAGAGACGGUGAGGAGCGCACCAGUCUGUAGACACAAGGACAGGCCUCAAGGCAGUUUACACAAGCAAGACUCAGACUGGAGACAAGAAAGAAAACACAUAAAAGCCUGGACCAUUUCAGUGACUUAGGCUGACCACAAGCAGCUCUCUGAAUGUACUUGUCCUCUGCCCUUUGUGGACGAACUAAGGACUGAGCUCUGCAGUGGAGAACAUGUGAGGCCUUCUAUUGGUGCUUGUUCCUCCCAAAGCUUUCCCAGCUGGAAUGUCUGCACCGUUCACAUGGAUACGUCCCACUUGCCACCAUUUGUUGUUCCACUUCGUUUCUUUCAUGCUAUGUUCGAUUCUGAGCGAGGAUUUCUGUGUGUAGAUGCCUGCAAGUGUGUGACCAAAACUCAUCAAAUCAGGAAGCGUUGUGAUGCUUGAGGAUUUGUGUUAACUGUUAAAGAGCAGACCAUGGAUCAGCUAAAAAUGUAGCAAAAUGGCACUUUUAACUAAGUUUUUGUGACUUUUUUUGAUGUCUGAAGGGGGAAACUCCUAUAGGGACUUUUAUGUGAAGUGCAGAGACAGACUCUGGCUUCUUAAUGUUGAGCAUUAGAAGUAAACUUGAUCUCUACUGUUGGCAGGUGAAACUAUGAAUGGAUUUUGUUAUGUACAUACACAGUGCAAAGUCAUGAAUCGAAGUGCACCAUACCAAAAAUCAGUUCCUGCUUAGAGUUUAUAUUCUGAUCUGCUAUGCAAUUCUUUAUUUUUAGAUAUAUCUUUUCUGUUGCAACCCACAAUAUAAGCUUGUUUUAUUGCUUAAAGUAUUUUUCCGAUGUAAAAAUCCAAGAGGAUAUUUUGUGUCAAAAUGCCAAGAUACAUACAGAGCAGAUUUAUGUUUUUUUAAGAUUAUAACAGAAACAUACAUUUUAUUAUAAUGAAAUUAACAACCGCUAUAUAGAUUAAAAGAUGACUAUUUUCUAUGUCUUUUUGCUUCAAAGUAAUGCUGUUCUCAGGCAGAGCCUUGUGAAUAUCAAGCUGCUACAUUCACAGUACUAUUUCUUACAGAGUUAAACAACAUGCAGUUUUGGAUGUCAGUGAACUCAGAGAAUGCUACAGUGGGAUUUGCAACAAAAACGCUGCAUAUUUUCACCCCAUAUUACUCACAGUGAAUACAACAGCAUAGAUUUAUUUUGUUAUAAAAUAUAAAUAAAUAAGUAAAUAAAUAUGUAUAUGUUUUCACUUAACUCACAGCAGCCUGGUGUUUGCAACUGCUGUAUGCUCAUAUUAAAAAUCGUAGACAUCAUCCACUUAGUAUUUUUCUGUAUCAGAAAAUCACUUUGUCUACACUGGUGGAUCACCAUAUUUCAAUUCUUUCAUAUUUCCAAAGGACAGCAUUUGCCAGUGAAACCCUCAAAUCCAUCUCAGUGUUUUUAAUUUAACCAAAAGUCCACAAUUCAGGUACAGUUUCAGAUAUGACUGUUAUACUUUUGACCACCCAAUUGACCAUUUUUGGUUGAAACAAGAGCCCAUAACAGUACAAAAUGGCUUCAGAAAUAUACACAGAAAUGUGCUUUUUUUUCUCUUUGUUGUUACAAUGUAUUUUUGAUUUAUUCUCUUUUCACUGACAUGUCAAAUUUUAGUAAUACUUAAGCCCAAAUUAGUUUGUGGAACUUGUAUUUCAACACGAUACCAGUCCACACAAGUUGGGAAAGGUAACUAUUGUCCACACUAUACACAAUUGUAAAACAAACAAAAGAAAAACAGCACUCUUCAUUUUUCAUUGAAUUAGUUGCAGGCCUUUAUAAUUGACUAAGUGUAAAAUGUAGAUUUUAAAGUGAAAUGCUAUGUAUUUUAUUUGAACAAGGAAGACCCCUUAUGGUACUUAAUGUGUAUUUCCUGCCAACUGAUUUUGUUUUUCUUUCAUGGUCAAAUGGUUUUAUUUUAGACACAUCUUUCUCUGUUGGUGUCCCAGGCACAAUUGGAUUAAAAUUUAACCGUGUUCUGGCCUUUUUCUUUAGUACUUAAUGGGCUUUGUUAAAAGGAAAUAAAAUUGUUCUUUUUAUUAAAUUUGA